Messenger RNA from Daucus carota subsp. sativus, 1282 nucleotides. Its product is annotated as phosphoglycolate phosphatase 2. NCBI's taxonomy places the organism in Eukaryota, Viridiplantae, Streptophyta, Magnoliopsida, Apiales, Apiaceae. The transcript is spliced from 11 exons. Gene Ontology annotation, molecular function: phosphatase activity. The record is from RefSeq and is a predicted model, not a curated record. Bases 199 to 1110 code for a protein of 303 amino acids.
GCGGUGUAUCUGGGCCAUCGAUAAUCUAAUCCCAUGUGACCAAAAGCAGAAAGUUGGGAGUAGUGGAUUCCUUUCAGACAAAGUGAAUCAAUUCUAAUGCAAGUGAAGCAGCACGUGUGUAUUGCAAUAAAAAUACUUUAAAGGGUAGAUUCGUAAGGCAGAGCCUCCCCUGUAGAAUCUCUCUCACACACACCUACCAUGGAUGAUGCAGCAGCAGCGAGGGGAGAGAAGCUUUCAUCUGGGAAUGUAAAUCAUCUCAUUGAUUCUGUUGAUUGUUUUCUCUUCGACUGUGAUGGUGUGAUAUGGAAAGGCGACACCCUGAUUGAUGGUUCGAAAGAGGCAUUGGACAUGCUUCGAUCCAAAGGAAAGAAGCUAGUAUUUGUUACUAAUAACUCCAGAAGGUCAAGAAGCCAAUAUGCCAAAAAGUUCCUUUCUCUUGGAAUUCCUGUCACUCAGGACGAGAUAUUUUCUUCAUCGUUUGCUGCUGCUAUGUACUUGAAACUAAUUGACUUUCCUCCAGCCAAAAAGGUUUAUGUAAUUGGUGAAGAGGGCAUAUUGGAAGAGUUGAAGCUUGCUGGUUUCACUGGCAUUGGUGGCCCUGAAGAUGGGAAGAAAACAGCAGAGUUUAAAGCAAAUUCUCUCUUCGAGCAUGAUAAGAGUGUCGGAGCUGUUGUUGUUGGAUUAGACCAGUAUAUUAAUUAUUACAAGCUUCAGUAUGGCACUCUUUGCAUACGUGAGAAUCCAGGAUGCCUAUUUAUUGCUACUAACCGUGAUGCUGUGGGCCAUAUGACUGAUCUACAAGAAUGGCCAGGUGCUGGAUGUAUGGUUGCUGCAAUAUGUGGGGCGACUGAAAAGGAACCAGUUGUAGUUGGGAAACCAGCAACCUUUAUGAUGGACUUUUUGCUAGAAAAGUUUAAGAUUUCGACCUCAAGGAUGUGUAUGGUGGGUGACAGAUUGGAUACUGAUAUUCUAUUUGGACAAAAUGCAGGAUGCAAAACUCUUCUGGUUUUUUCAGGUGUGACAACUCCAUCAGCCUUUCACGACCCAUCAAAUCAUACUCAUCCAGAUUAUUAUACAGACAAGCUGUUUGACAUUGUUAGUUUGAUGUAAACCCCACAAGCAAUUACGAAUUAUUUUUAUAUUCAGAUUGGCUUCAGCAUUUUGCUGCAAAUGUAUUUAUUGCGCAUACAAUUAAAUGACGCAUAAAUGUUUACAAUUCGGAUGGACAACUUCCUGAAUAAAUGUUGUCAAAAAAGGCCUCUGGUUAGAAUCUUUUAGAUUA